CUGUGCCACCCUGCGAACACCGAAACCUUCCAGCAUUCGCCAAGUCAUACAUGUAGUACAUGUUGUUUGUUAUUUUAUUAUUUUAUUUGGUCUAAGGAAUUUUCGGAAGGUGGAAUACAUGAUACCUACUAGGGAACCUUUAUUGUCACCAUAUCCCGUUAAAUAAGAAUACCGAGCCUAGGUAACUUUUAAUCUCAGCAAGCCUCGAGACCUCGGUACAAACAUGACGGAGAUCGUGAUGAGCCAAACACCACCUAUUCUCCACGGGCCGACCGAGAAAGAGAAGAAGUAUGAUAGACAGCUCAGGCUAUGGGCUGCUAAUGGUCAAGCCGCUCUCGAAUCAGCUAAUAUUCUCCUCGUGAACUCUGGCGCCGGCACCGUUGGCAUAGAAACACUGAAGAACCUUGUCUUACCAGGCAUUGGAAAAUUCACGAUAGCAGAUGACGCCUUGGUGAACGAGGCUGAUUUAGGCGUCAACUUCUUUCUCGAUGAGGGCUGCCUGGGAAAGCUCAGGUCAGAAUGCUGUACGAAACUGCUCCAAGAACUGAACCCAGAGGUCCAGGGGGAAUGGUUUCCAAAGAAAGAGGGCAUUUUAGAUCUACAAAGUAUUCUCGAGUCUUCGUCUACCUUCACACUCAUCAUGUACACGCAUCCUAUCAAAGAGGAACUCCUUUCGAUUAUGAAGUCUUACGCUCGUGAACAUAAGACGCCCCUGGUAGCGAUUCAUUCUGCCGGGUUUUAUUCUUAUUUCCGCAUUAGUCUUCCGGGAACAUUUCCAAUAGUCGACACCCACCCCGAGGUAGAGAAGACUACUGACCUUCGACUCUUAAAUCCCUGGCCUGAACUCGUCGAGUUUUCUCGAGAUAUGACGAAGGACAUUGAUGUCUUGGAUGAUCAUGAGCAUGGGCAUUUGCCAUAUGUUGUCUUAUUGCUCCACUACCUCGAAGAAUGGAGACAAUCACACAACGGCCAGAACCCCAUCAGCUAUAAUGAUAAGACGGCAUUCAGCAAGUUUGUCCUGAGCAAGGCGAGAACCAAUAACCCGGAGGGUGGGGAGGAAAACUUCCAAGAAGCCGCCACUGCGAUCAACAAGAAUAUCAAGGCCCCUGAAUUAGAACCUGGUGUGCAAGAAAUUUUUAAUCACCAAGUCUCGGAUGAGAUUGAGAGCCGGUCAUCUUUUUGGGUUAUCGCAAAGGCGAUUGAAGCAUUCUACAACAAGCAUGGUUGUCUCCCCCUGCCAGGGGCGUUGCCCGAUAUGAAGGCCCAGUCUACUGUCUAUGUCAAACUACAGAACAUAUACAAGGAAAAAGCUCGGCGAGACGCCCUGGAGGUGCUAGAAACCGCCAGGGCCCUACCUGGUGGCAAAGAGGUUGAUCCCGCUGAGGUAGACCUCUUCUGUAAGAAUGCUCGAUUUGUGAAGCUCAUCAAUGCAACGCCAACGAGUGAAGAUCUCGAUGCAAUCUUUGACGCUGAGACGACAAACGACGAGGCAGCCGAAGCCAUGAAGGUCGAGACCGACGGGGCAUUUACUCUCCCCAUGUCUAAUCUCUUCAUUUAUCUGGCUCUUGUGGCGACUAGCCACAAUGUAGCGUCUACCGCCGAUGAAAUCAUAAGCUCCAUAACAGGUUUAAUACCAAAGGCAGCCGGGAACCAGAGAGUACUGGAAGCUGCCCAGGAAGUAGCACGAGCUGCUGGCGGCGAACUUCACAACAUAUCCGCGCUCACUGGAGGAAUGGUCGCGCAGGAAAUCAUCAAAAUUAUCACGAAGCAGUAUAUUCCAAUCGAAAAUACCUGCAUAUUCGACGGCAUCAGUAGCCGGUGCCAGGUACUUCGGCUAUAGUAGGUGGGCCCCCGGGAAGGUUGACGGCUAGCUAGCAGAAGAGAUUCCCAUAGGCAUAUCAUCCGCAGAUCCGGGUUAUUCAUGGGGGAAUUGGAGAAUUUGUGGAGAAUGUCGAAAAGCCUGGAAGCUUGGCAUACUACAUAUUCACACCAUCUCUCCUUUCUGGCUGGAGAAGGCGGGGGAUGUUGUUGUCGGACCGCAGACCCUCUGCGGUAAUGCCAGAAAUGAUGUACGACAGCUACUAAAUGUAGCCUAAUCGUACCCUCGGUCAACGAUAAAUAAUUUUACCUUCACUAACUAUUACGAAAGAAACCUACCUACCUAAGGUACCUACACAACUAGAUGAAGUCACAACCAGUUACACUAAACAUGGAGUGCAUGCUGGUGCUUUAUGUUAUUCUCCAUGAAUGGUUGAAGUGACGCUGUGGCUGCCACAUGCUUGAUAUUGGCCUUGAAAAUUCUGGGUUACGUGUGUCCACUCCCCAAUACAACUGUACAAUCGAAAUUGCUCUGGAUCAGAUCUAAGAGGGUGUAACUUUCAGGUACGGGAGCAUUAUG
Molecule: messenger RNA, 2398 nt
Organism: Daldinia caldariorum
Lineage: Eukaryota; Fungi; Ascomycota; Sordariomycetes; Xylariales; Hypoxylaceae
Exons: 5
Coding region: 224-1840 (538 amino acids)
Biological process (GO): protein neddylation
Cellular component (GO): cytoplasm
Molecular function (GO): NEDD8 activating enzyme activity
Source: RefSeq, a predicted model, not a curated record